Archocentrus centrarchus (flier cichlid) is the source of this 3390-nucleotide messenger RNA. RefSeq names its product remodeling and spacing factor 1-like. Gene Ontology annotation, molecular function: histone binding. The record is from RefSeq and is a predicted model, not a curated record. Lineage: Eukaryota; Metazoa; Chordata; Actinopteri; Cichliformes; Cichlidae. Gene Ontology annotation, biological process: negative regulation of DNA-templated transcription. Gene Ontology annotation, cellular component: RSF complex.
AUUUCUCUCGCACACAGUCGCAUCCCAGCAGCGAGCCGAGCCCUCCCCUCCCGUUUCUCUCCGCCUGGAAAGAUGGCUGCUCCGGCGGUGUUGAGGAGCUCCGGCCCGCCGCUCUGCCCGAGCUUCGCGGAGGUCUGUUCGUUCUUGGAGCGCUACGGAGCGGCGCUGGAUCUGCCCGAGAUGACUUUCCCGCAGAUGGAGAGGUAUCUGCGGGACACGACUACAGUUCCCAAACCCCUUGUGGAGCUCCAUGUGAAGCUGCUCAGGAAACUGGGGAGGUCUGUGUCUGCUGACCGCUGGGAGAAAUACCUGGCUAAGGUGUGCCAGGAACUGAACAGCACCUGGGCAUGGGAGCUGGAACAGAAGGGCUACCAGGAGAUGUCCGUGGAGUGCAAGUCCAGCAUCCUGAAGUAUCUCUGCGAGUGUCAGUUUGAUGAAAACCUCAAGUUCAAGAUGGCGGUGAACGACGAGGACCCGGACAAGAUGCGUCUGAAGCCUGUAGGUCGGGACCGGCAGGGCCUGCUGUACUGGCUUCAGCUGGACCAGGAGCAGAACAUCCGGCUGUACACGGAGGAGCAGGAUGAUCUGGACGGAUCCACCUGGAAGUGCAUCGUCAGGACUCGUAAUGACCUGGCCGAGGCUCUGGAGCUGCUGAAGGCCCAGGUCGAUCCCAGCCACAGUCAGGAACGGGACCAGAACCAGGCCGGAUCCAGGAGCGCCAGCCCUGCAGAGAAAGCAGCUGGGCACGAGACGAUCAGAAGCUCCCACCCCGAGCCCUCCAGGACCUCAGAGGACCACAGCGAUGGCACGAAGGUCGACCCUCUAAAGGGAGAAAAACCAACGAGACCAGAGGUGAAGCAGGAGCUCGCUCCGCCCGUCAAACAGGAAAACGCUGAUGCUGAGCUCAAAGAGGAGAAGACGCUCAACAAACCGACUGUCUUCGAUAACCGCGUGAGCACCAUCACCACCGUCAUCAAGUCAGAAUCGAGGGACGCCGACGCCCCCAGGAACGCAGUGUCGGUCGUCAUGGCACCCGUGGCAAAACAGGAAGAGGAAGCAGAGCGAGCGGUCGUCAGGAGCAGCCAGCAGGCCAAGAUACCACUGAAGAAGAGGGAGCUUAAGCUUGCAGAAAGCUUCCACAGCAAUCAUCUCAGCAAGAGUAACAGCAGCAGUAUUAUCGUCUGUAACCCGUCAGUCAUCCACACCAAGGACAGUCAUGGAAGGGAGGGCAAGCUGUCCAACUCAUUGGCGCCCCCUGGUGGCUCAGCUGCCUCUCAGCCACAGUUGGUGGUCAGUGCAUCGAGGCUGGAACUGACCAACGGGAGAGUGUCGCUCCUGCCGCACAAAGACGGACAAAACGGGGUCGUAGGUCAGGUUAGCGUCGUGGGUCAUGUAGGAGUCAUCCGCCGCCCGGCUGAGCGUCACAGAGCCCCCGGCGCCGAGCAGCAGGAACAAAACGGUCCGGGUUUAGACCUCCGGGGCUCCAGAUCAGUGGAGGAACAACGGGAAGGGAGCCGGCAGUCAGUGCUGGUGAGGAAGGGCCUCUCAGAAGGUGAGACGGUAGCGGGAGCUGCACCCUCCCCACAGGCGGUAACGGCGGCUCAGACACCCAGGAAAGUGGACUCGGUUGGGGUUUCCUCGCUCUCUCAGAACACAGAGGAACCCAAGAGACAGGCUGCAGAAGAUCAGGGUAAAAAAAUGACAGAGGAGAAUAAAAGUGGGCAGGAUGAUGAGAGGAGAAGAGAGGUGCUCAGUGUGGCAGAGGGAUUAAAUAAAGACGACCAUGUGAAGAAUGAAAGCGCUUUAGGAGAAGUGGAGGCACAAUCAGGCAGCUCUGCUUCACCUCCAAAAGUGGACCUGCAGGAUCCAAAGGACCACCAGGGGGAGGGCGUCAAUGGUGGGUUAGCAGCACAGGACAGGGAGAAGGACGCAGAGGAGAGGCAGGGCCCCCUGGAGGAAGCCUCCUCUGAGCUCCAGAAAGAAGGAAUCAGGCUAAAGAUCAAGAUUCCUCCUCACCGCAGAAACAAGGUGAGGGGGAAAACAGUGAAGGAGGAGGAGGAGAGAGGGAGGGAGCCGGAGGCGCAAGAGGAGGGGAGGCCGCUGAGGAGGUCUGCGAGGAUCUGCAGGCCAAGCUCGAAGGCGGCUGAGAGCCAGAAGAAAAAGCCACAACGAAAGCAUGCACUGCCUACCAGAACCAGGGAAGAGGAGGAGGAGGAGGACGAGGAGGAGGAAGAGGAGGAGGAGGAAGAGGAGCAGAGCUCAGUUACAAAGAGAGACAAAAAAGCUGAACCAGCUGGGCAGAUACGAAAACGAAGGGGUAAACGAAGGCACCGGCGCCCCCGGUGGUCCAACAUUCGCUCAAAGAGGCGCAAACUGAACGAGGGAGGGGAGGUGGAGGACAGCGGGAGGAAACGGGGAGAGGAGGAGAGCGAAGGAGGCAGCGAUUCAGAGGAAGGGUCAUAUAAAUCUGAGGAGAUUCCCAGCGAGGACGCCUGCACCCACUGUGGCCUCCCCAACCACCCAGAGCUGAUCCUGCUGUGCGACUCCUGUGACAGUGGAUACCACACUGCGUGUCUGCGGGCCCCUCUCAUGCUGAUCCCUGAUGGAGAGUGGUUCUGUCCCCCCUGCCAACAUAAGCUGCUGUGUGAGAAGCUGGAGGAGCAACUGCAGAAUCUGGACGGCGCUCUGAAGAAGAGAGAGCGAGCAGAGAGGAGGAGGGAACGGCUGGUGUAUGUGGGAAUCAGCGUGGAGAACAUCAUUCCUGAGGGAGAUGAGGAGGAAGAGGAGAAGUCUGCGAAGAAGAAGGAUUCCAAAAAGAGCAAAAACCUUGGGAGAAGGUCAACCAGAACCAGGAAACACAUCAGCUACAGGUUUGAUGACUUUGACGAUGCCAUUGAUGAGGCCAUAGAGGAGGACUUCAGGGACCUCUGUGGAGGAGCAGGGCGGGGCAAAGACAUCACUGCCAGCCUGUCAGAGGACGGGAAGGAGAGUCAGCGGCCAAUCAGAAGCCAGACUCAUGCUGCUCGAUACAGGAAGAAGCGAAGACUGAAUGACCUGGAGAGCGACAGCACGGCGGCGGAGAGCGAAGAUGAGUUCAUGCUCAGCAACAGCUCAGAGGACGAGGAUUUCGGUGCAUCAGGAGCAGAUGAUGAUGAAGAGGAGGAAGACGAAGAUGCGGGCAGUGACGGCGGCAGCUGGGACCGCAGAACUCGCCCCAAAAAGGCGCUGAGAGGAGUGGCUAAACACAGACCCGGCAGGACCCGAGGGCGGGGCAGAAAACGGCUGAGACGGCGACGGAGACACUCCUCUGACGAGGAGGAGGAGGACAGUGAGGAAGAGAUGGGUGAGGAAGAAUUUAUUAUUAUUACAGAAGGAAUUGGGUGUAUUUGA